AUGCCCUGGAAGCCCAGCAGCUGCCGAGAGCCAGGACUUGCACACAAAUACGGGCUCAGCUGCGCUGCACAAAAUAGCCAUCAUUUCCUGGAAACAACUGCACACCAGCUCUUGCAGAACACCUUUCAAGAAGAUCCGAACCGAACGGUUUGGCUCGCAAAUCUUGGCCCGGAUGGCCAUUUCACUCCCAGGAAUUUGUCCAACUUCUCUGCGAGCGCGUGGCUGAUGCCUGACACUCUUCGAGCUCGAUUGACGUUUAUGGUCUACAGCCCAGACGUUGACAUUCUCCUGCUGACCAAUGUUGAGUUCAUCUUUCCACGGACAGGUCACAUUUGGAAGGACAUUACCCAUCGAGCGCUGCCCCUGAGAAUCUUCGCGACAUGGUCCAGCCUAACGUUCGAGGUCUUGUUCUAUGCCCUCAUCGCUUCCCUUCUGUUUACUGAGCUUUGGGAGAUCUACAGUGUCGUCAGAAAGGUGAGGAAAAACAGAUCUGGUUGGCAGAGCUUCUUCAACAGCUACUUCAAUGUUUGGAAUGGAGUGGACUGGAGCUGCAUUGUCCUGGCCUACGUAAUGCUGGGCUUCCAGAUACACAAGGCAGUACUUACGAGAGAGCUCCGAGAAAGCUUGGAGGGCUAUCCUGGCGUGGUGCAAAGUUGCUACCAGGAGUCUCAGCCAGAGCUUUGUGCUGACAGAGCUGGCGAGGAGCUGCUCCAACGUGCUGAGGCCGUUGGCAUUCUUGCGCGCAAUUGCAGGCUCCUCAGGGGCAUUUAUCCCGCGAUCGUUAUAUUGAGGACGCUGAAAGCCUUCAGCGCGCAGCCGCGCCUUGCAAUCUUGACUCGCACGCUCUCGGCGGCGGCGGUGGAUCUCUUCCACUUCAGCUUGGUGUUCUUCUGCGUGUUUGCUGCAUUUGCAGUGAUGGGCACGGCUUUUUUUGGAGAGGAUGAGGUGCACUUCGCCACUUUAGAUCGUGCGGCCAGUGUCCUUUUUUUCGCCCUGAUGGGCGAAGUGCAGUGGACGUCCAUUGACAGCCUCGGUCGCCCAGUAAAGCUUCUCUUCGUUGGAGCUUUUCAGUUUGUGGGCCUCCUGUUGAUGCUGAACAUGUUGAUUGCCAUUAUGAUGGACAUUUAUGCCUGCACCAAAAGCUGUGCCACAAGGAGUGAGCCGCUAUGGACUUCGCUCAAGGAAGUGACCGUGCGGAACUGGGAGGUAUUCAUGGGGCGCGAAAUCUCCUUGCGCCGGCUGCUCAAGACGUAUGAAAGGCAGAAAGGCCCCGGGAUCUACCAGAGUGAGGAAGUUAUCCAAGUGCAGGACUUCAUGAAGUGGCUUCCAGACCUCAAGUGGUCACAAGCAGAGAGGAUUAUCGUCCAUGCCCUGGUGAACUACAAGAGGGAGAAGGACGAGCCAGUUGGCUUGGAAGAACUUCUGCAAGCGAUCACUGACAUCCAGGCAGAUGUGGUUGCCCUGUCCGAGCGUCUACCAGAUCCCGAGCAGCCCAGCGAUGCGAAAACAGGCUGCCGAAUGGAGUCUGCACAUUCUUUGGCAUGUCGCCUGCAGCGAAGACUUAACCGCGGCAUGACCCUUGAAGACCCUUGCAGAGAUGGCUUAAUGGAAGCACUGCAGAGAGGGGCCUCCGUUUUUUCCGGUCAUCUUGAAUCAUUGGGCAUGCCAAAUCAAGAGCGCCAAUUGGACAGCCCGCUCCCCCUGCCCACGCUCCUCGCCUCGUCAGGGCGGGAGAAUCGGUGGCUUCAUGAGGGAUCGAAUCAGGCAGGUUCGAGCGCAGGGGACCUGAAGAUCAGCUCAGGGGACGUGCAGGUCUGA
Messenger RNA from Symbiodinium pilosum, 1818 nucleotides. NCBI's taxonomy places the organism in Eukaryota, Dinophyceae, Suessiales, Symbiodiniaceae. The record is from the annotation of a GenBank genome assembly.